AUGGCCAGUCGCCCCUCCACCUCGGCAUCCUAUACCCUCGGCAGGAUGCAUGAAGACCCAAAGACGUCGGACAAGAUAUCACGUGUGGUUGCACAGCUGGAUGACGAAGGCGUGGAGAAUCUGGAGCAGCUCGUAUUUGAAUUCGCGAAGCAGAGGUCCAAGCCCAAGGGGCAGCUGACAUCCUCAUACUAUCGCGAACAAAACCCUUGGUAUGAUCAGGAGAGAAGCAAGCCCAACUUCAGUCUUGGCGAUACCCUGCCGCACGUCGGCGAAGACAAUGAAGAAAGGAGCCCUGGACGUGAUCAAGACAGAGACAAGCCUGUGUUCAGCCUCGGCGAACCGUUGCCUCACACUGUACGCAGAUCAAGACAGCCCCGGAAUGACGAUGAAGACGUGGAGCAGGGCAUCCGCAGAAAACCAACCAAAGAAAGGGUAGACUCAGACGAGACACUCCAAGAGACACGACAAAGGACAACCAACAGACCGCAGAACGACCAAGACGAGGGGACCGAGACAGCGAAGAAAUUCCAAAUCGACGCUGACACCGUCGGUGGCCAGAGGGAGCAGGAUGCAGUCGAGGACGGAAAGGCUGAUCCCAACUCGAUGCGCAACUGGUGGGCGCGGUUCCGUGCAAAGUACCCAGAGCUGAUGGCCGAGUUCCUGUGUACCGCCAUGUCUGUCUUCCUCGGGGUCGCGGGCACACUCACCGUCAACCUCUCGAAGGAUCAGCCCACCCAGUACGGGUCGUAUGAGACGUUGUGCUGGGCCUGGGGGCUUGCGUUCAUGUUCGGGAUCUAUAUGGGCGGUGGUGUCUCGGGUGCCCACAUGAACCCGGCAAUUUCCAUCUCGCUUACUGUGUACCGCGGGUUCCCCUGGAAGCGCUGCAUUGCAUACGUUUUCGUGCAGGUUCUUGGUGCUUUUGCCGGUGGGAUUAUUGCGUAUGGGCUUUAUCACGAUGCGAUCAUGGAGGUUGACCCCAAGAUGACCGAGACAUACUCAAGCUGGUUUGCGGUCCCUCAGCAGUGGGUCAGCCCGGCUACGGCGUUCUUCUCAGAGUUCAUAGGUGGCGCCGUCAUUAUGAUUGCUGUUCUCUCCCUGGGCGACGAUCAAAAUAACCCACCAGGCGCAGGCAUGCACGCCUUCGUCCUCGGCCUGCUAGUGGCCGUGCUGAAGAUGACCCUGGGCUACAACACUGGAGGCGCCAUGAACCCGGCAGCCGACCUGGGCCCACGCCUUGCUGCCCUGGCCGGAGGGUACCGGACUGAUGACCUCUUCAAGACGGGCUUUUGGGCAUACGGCCCGUGGGGCGCCAGUGUUUCGGGAGCUUUGGUCGGGAGCGCCGUGUACGACGCUGUCGUUUUCGUCGGCAGCGAGUCGCCUAUCAACUACCGGUGGUCAAAGGAGCAGCACAAGUGGCGUGCCCUCAUGAGAAAAUAG
Molecule: messenger RNA, 1437 nt
Organism: Diaporthe amygdali
Lineage: Eukaryota; Fungi; Ascomycota; Sordariomycetes; Diaporthales; Diaporthaceae
Exons: 3
Coding region: 1-1437 (478 amino acids)
Biological process (GO): glycerol transmembrane transport; water transport
Cellular component (GO): plasma membrane
Molecular function (GO): glycerol channel activity; water channel activity
Source: RefSeq, a predicted model, not a curated record